UGUACAAAAAUGGCUGAAACAAAAAUGAAUUAAAAAAAAAACGUAGACAUACAUGCAUAGACAUUUAAAAAAGCAAAACGCAGCAACUCAAACUAGAGCUAAAAUUAAAAUCUCAGUGGUAACACUGCGAAGGAUGGCCUGUUUACUUUUGCCACAGGCUGGGCUUAAUAAUGGGGAUGUUUAAUUACAUAAUUUGUGCCAAUUACCUGACUAAUGAUGAUGAGCAGUAGGUUUAACCACAUUUAAUUCAAAUCAGAGCUUUCAUGUCAAGCUUUUAUCCUCUUUAAUGGACCCUCUGGCCUUUUGGAAUCGCCCACUGGAUCCGACGCGAGAGCCAGAUGGGGCUGGAGCUGUGCCUCCAUGCAUGUCUCUGCCCUGAGGAAAGUCCCCCAGCAGUGAGGGUAGACUGUCUGCUCUCUGCUGCUAAAGCCUGAUAAAUUGGCUUGCCCAGCUGGUGCCGUCACCCCUCAAUCUGUGGUCACAGCCUUAAGUGUUCUCACACAGUCUGGACCAGUAUUAGAUGUCACAUAUAACAGGUGUGACGGUCUUCCGGUCUGUGACAAUAUCUUCUUUCUUCUUCAUUUUCAUGGCAGUGACGGACUGAUGACGUGAUCUACUUUAUAGCAUAGCAAAUCAUUUUUUAUGCCACUUUUGUUUUUUGGGGGGCUUAAUUUAGUUUUUUUUAUAACCUUAACGAAUAAGUUUGCAGAUCUUUAACCAGCUUUGUAUUUUUACAGUUUCUGUAAUGCAUGUUAUCCCAAUUUAUUUGUCUGUGUUAGUCAGCCGCAUGUCAUGUCAUGUCAUGUCAUUUCUUGCCUUUUGGCAGACUUUUAAAGCUUUCGUUAAAACCGAUCAAACUUCUGUAUUUUUGUAUUCCAGUUUAUAGACCGUCAAAUCAACAGAAGGGCAGUGCAAAAAUCAAUCAUGGCUACGGCAGUACGGCUACCUCCCGCAGGCCAGCAAGCAGAUGUCUACCAUGCGCUCAGCUCAAAUCCGGUUGAACGCCAUCAGCGACAUGCAACGCUUUUACGGGCUGGAGAUCACAGGAGUGUUGGACCCCGCCACCAUCGAGGCCAUGAAGAGACCCCGCUGUGGCGUCCCAGACAAGUUUGGGGGUCAGAUCAAGACCAAUGUACGACGGAAACGUUAUGCCCUCACUGCCCACAAGUGGGACAAGAGCCACAUAACUUUCAGUAUUCAGAACUACACGCCUAAAGUUGGGGAGUACAACUCAUAUGAAGCCAUCCGACGGGCCUUCAAAGUGUGGGAGAAAGUGACGCCCCUGACAUUUGAUGAGAUCCCUUUCCAUGAGGUCAAAUACGGCCGUCGGAAGGAACCUGAUAUUAUGAUCUUCUUUGCAUCUGGUUUUCAUGGUGACAGCUCCCCGUUUGACGGAGAGGGGGGCUUUCUGGCACAUGCUUACUUCCCUGGUCCAGGAAUGGGUGGAGAUACUCAUUUUGACUCAGAUGAGCCUUGGACCGUCGGUUCAGAAAACCUACAAGGCAAUGAUCUGUUCCUGGUAGCCGUACAUGAGCUGGGUCAUGCCCUUGGACUGGAACACUCCAAUAAUCCUUUGGCUAUUAUGGCUCCUUUCUAUCAGUGGAUGGACACCGAAAACUUUGAGCUGCCUGAGGAUGAUCUCCGUGGAGUUCAGCAGAUUUACGGGCCCCCUAGCAGUUCUCCCACUCAGGCUCUCCCGACUGUGAACCCCCGGCGACCAGCCCCUCCAGACCCCAGGGCACCCCAUCCUCCUAAGAACCCUCCCGGAGCGCCCCCUCGCCGGCCGGACAGGCCUCGCACUACCGAUCGCCCAGAUCACUACGGCCCCAACAUCUGCGAGGGCAAUUUUGACACAGUCACCAUGCUCAGGGGAGAAAUGUUUGUUUUUAAGGGCCGAUGGUUCUGGAGAGUGAGGAGGAACAGAGUGCUGGAUAACUACCCAAUGCCUAUUGGACACUUCUGGAGGGGUCUGCCGGGAGACAUCGACGCUGCAUAUGAAAGGCAUGAUGGGCGAUUUGUGUUUUUCAAAGGGAGUCAGUAUUGGUUGUUCAGAGAAGCCAACCUGGAGCCCGGUUACCCUCAAGAACUGAUGAGCUAUGGCAGAGACAUCCCAUAUGACAAGAUAGAGACAGCCAUUUGGUGGGAACCUUCAGGCUUCACUUACUACUUCAAAGGAGACUGGUACUGGCGCUUUAAUGAGCACUCCAGAGCUGCAGAUCAGGACUACCCUAAGCCAAUCAGUGUGUGGGGCACUUCUGUGCCGUCUUCCCCCAAGGGGGCCUUCCUCAGCGAUGAUGGAGCUUAUACAUACUUCUACAAAGGUACAAAGUACUGGAAAUUUGACAACCACAGAAUGAAGAGCGAGCCAGGCUACCCAAAAUCCAUUCUUAGAGACUUCAUGGGCUGUAAUGUGGACCUCGAUCCUGACAGAGAAACCGAUGUGGAUCCGGGUCGCAAGGCGCCUGACAGACCACCCUUCAACCCCGAUGCUGGCCGAGACAAAGACAAGGAAAAGGACAAAGAGAGAGACAAAACCAAUGAUGCUGACUCUAAAGAGGAGACGGAAGAGAAAACAAACGAGGUGGAUGUAGUUCUGAAGAUAGACGAGACCGAGCGUACCAUGAACAUCAUAAUGGUGACGGUACCCCUGGUCCUGGUGCUGUGCAUCUUGGGAUUGAUCUAUGCUAUCAUUAACACAUUGCAGAGGAAAGGAGCACCCAAGUAUUUAGUUCACUGCAGACGUUCACUGCAGGACUGGGUUUAACCUCUCAGAAUGACCCUCGAUCUCUCUUCUGCCCUUUCAUUUCACACGUCAAAAACUUGCACACAGACAACACCACCAUAAACAUGCUUGCAGAUAUUGACACACACAUUCAUGUUCACCCUUUUUUUCCUUUCCCAUGGUGCUCUCCUAACACGUUGACUAGUAUAUUUAUAUCAGAAAGUUUGCACAUUGAUUUUGUUGUUCGGUUUUUCUUUUCAUAAUUUUAUUUUCUAAUGAAUCUGUCGUUUGUGGGUUUCUCUACAUUUCUAUUUUUAGGAUGUCACAAUUAGUCAUCUGCAAUCACAGCAUAAAUGAUGAAGGGGGAAGUCUUGCAGAGCAAAAAGAGAGGAAUAGGAAAGCGGAGAAAGGAAAUAUCUGUUAGGAAUAUUUCUGGAUCCAUUCACCUUUUCUCAGGACUUUCAGCUGUGGUUUCCCAACUGACUGGGCAAGUCAUAAUAUAUCAUCAUAAAGACUGUAAGGACUGUGGCCAUUUGCAUCAUAACUUGUUAAUAAUGUGUUGAUAUACAGUGUGGUCCAAGUGUCUGAGAGUUUUAGGAUUUACUUUAAAAAAAAUUAAUUAUUAUAUAUCUUUUUUUUGAUCAUGCAGUUUGCGUGAAGAAAUUCAUGUACAUUUUUCAGCUCAAAUUGUUAUGCUAAUAAUAUUUUAAUUUAUAAAGCAUUUAUUCCAUAAAAAAAAUCACUACAUUAAAAAGGAGGGUCGAAAAGAGAACUGUAGUUGAAAAUGUUAGAGUUAAUUCACAAACAACUGGACCUGGUUAUUCAAUCAUUAACUAUGUCCAGCUGCAUUUGACUAAAUUUCGCCUGCUAUUUGUUUUGAUGUCAUAAAAAUAGGGACUUUCCUUUAAAAUUUGCUUACCUAGUGCAAUCAUAACAAAAAGUCCGAUUUUAUUACCUGCCUGUUUUUAUCAACUGUGCCUUGAUCGUGCCAGCCAAACAUGUUUUAUGUGGUUCUAUCCAUAUUUGUAGAGCCUUACCGAUUUCUUUCUUGCAAGCUGUGUUUUUAUCUCUCAAAAAUCCCAUGACACUGUGGCAAUUAUAAAUUUCAUUGUCUGAGGAACAUAACACUUAGGUUAGGUUAGGAAGCUUUAAGCAAGAUUUUGCUGAUGCUGAAGCCAUUUGCUGAGUGUAUAUUUAUAUAAUAGCAUUUUCAUAUUUUAAUUUGAACAAAAGAGCUAUAAAAUGAAUACCACUAGUGUAUACCAAUUUAAAACUCUGUAAAAUACACUUGAGAAAACUUCUCAGGCACAGUUAUAAAUAAAAGCAUUAGUAGGGGUCCACUGUUGUAGGGAAUGUUAGGUAACAGUCUAAUUUUAAAAACAGCAGGAGGUGGAAGCCAUUGCUAACCUCUUUCUACUCCAACCCAAAGCUCUCCCUACCUAAGAAAUAAUACUCACAUUGACCAAAGUGGGCUGAGAAAAGAGGGAAAGAAUCAGGGACAACUGUGAGUUUAAAUGAAAGGGUUUAGAUGCAGAAAUGUUCUAUCUUAAGUCUUUGUGAAAGGGCUUAUGGUGUGUUAGUAAUAGUAUGAACUGGAUUGUAUUACAGGGAUGGGAAUACUUUAUAGGUGGGGUUGUAAUAAACAAACAGAAGUGGGAUAAACCCACAUCAAGCUCACUCUCGGGCUGAAACAUACUCCUACGCAAGUAUGUGAACGUGUUUAUUUAGCUACCUCAAUUUUAUGUUGCAUUCUCAGCAUUGCCACAAGGAGUGCUAUUGCAUAUAUUCGUAUAAACGUAAAAGGGAAUUAAUUUCCAAACAGGAAUGAAUUUCUUCUGGGGAUAGAUGUUCUUCUGUUAUGCAACAAUAGAGAAUCUUUCUGAUCAAGUUAAGGUUAAACUUUUGACAUGUUUCUAGCAAGCUACCUGAAUAAAACUUUCACUGAUACUUGACGUUUUAAGGUAAAUCCACCUCUCCUUGAGUACUGAGGUUUGAAUUUGAACGCACAUUAAGUAUGUCUGAUGAGACAGCCCACUUGCAGUGCAUUGGCCUAGCAUUCACAUCUGCGUUAGUAUACUUGCGUAGAGUAUAUAUUUGGCCCAAGCUUGAGAUGUUUGUUAGAUAGUGUGUGUGUAGCAAUAUCAUCCCUAUCUGAGAGCUUGCUGGCACACAAUCCCAUGGCCCACAUUGCAAGAGUCCACUGCCAGUUAUUUUUGGAGCGCAUUUCUUGACCAGCAGCGGAAACAGAAUCCCUGUUUCAUACACGACUUAUUCAUGCUGAUGAUAUCUACUAGGCAAAGUAGACAAAUUAGGCAAGUUUCCUAAUAUUGUAAGAUAUAACUGCUGUCAGGUAGGUCUGUGUCUGCUUUUUGUGGUGUUUGCUUAGUCUAGUGUCUAACCUACAUAAACUCAGCUAGUAUACUCGGACACGGAAAGCAUUAAGAAACAAACUGCCACCACUUUUAAAGUGCCUCUGACAAAAUCUCAGUCAUUUACUAUUCACAAUCAGCAAGAGAGUUUCUUAUUUCACAGUGGGAGAGGCGGAGAACGAAAGUGAGUGCUAUUAUAAAUAUUGUCUUGCCAGACAAGGUAGAGCAGAAAGCACUUUGAUAAAUAUCAUUGGAAGAGUAGAGGAGACACAGGACAGUCAUGAUCGGAAUGCUGUCACUGAUGAAUCCCACCGAAAAUCAUUGCCAGGCAAUCUGCCCCUCCUCACAGUGCUCCUGUCGUCCGAGGAGAUUUGGAGGAGAGUUAAUAAGACAUAAAAGCUCUUCCGUCCCUCCCCCAACACCCUCUACCUUCUCCAGGCGCCCAGAUCAAUAGAGGAAUACAUAAACAAGCCUGAAGUAUAUCUGAAACACUCACUCUCAGGGGCUCACCCAGGCCUUAUCCUUUUCCCACCAUAGCCCAUUCUUUGUCUGAUUUUCACACACCUUUAUGGCAUUUUUUUCCGUAAUCAGCAACUUUUACAUGCUAUUUGCAUUGUAUUUUGUACAUACUGUAGUACCAUGGUAAUACCAUUUUUUGGACUAACCCAAAAUGAUCUACAGUACAGCAUCAUGCAGCAUUGCAUUCAGGACCAGAUCAUGGUUCCUUAGGGCCCCUGGGCAAGCAUCUUUGGAGCCUUCCCUCCUAGUUCCACUACUAGUGGUUAACCUCUUAUCCUGCAUCAGGCAACUAUUUAGAGAACACGUUUUGCAAGGAUAAUUUUAGGUGGCAAACAAAAGUAGCCCUAGCCACUGAGUGCACAUAGUGGUCAGUCUAUUCUGUAUGCAGUGAGGGGACAGGGCCCCUAGUAGUCAGCUCAAUUAUUUAUUCAAGGGGCUAGGGGCUCCAUUGGUCCCACUGUAAGCAUAUUGGUGCCCUAGUAGUCAUGUACCACUGAUGUACUGAGUGGCCGAGGGCCCUAGUGAUAAUGUCUUGUUGCAUGUGCCUGGAGAUACCUAGAACUGUAGUGGUCAUGUCCCAGUGUGAGGACUGUCUAGACUGUGGCACUAGUAGUAGCAUCCCACAGGAUGCAUUAUGGGGCCUGGUGCCUUUGCAAUGUAUGGGCUGGGCAGGUCAUGGCAGUAGAGUGUGCACCAAGGGGGCUGGGGCCCCAAUGCUCAUGUCCCACUGUAUGUGCUGGAUUUUCCAUUUAAAUAGUGGUAAAAUCCCACUGUAGACUGCGGCCAUAUUGGUAAUGCCCCACUGUAUAUGCUGGGCAGUCCAUUAUCCUAGUGGUUAUGUCCCACUGUAUGUAAUGGGAAGGCCCAGGCACCUAGAGGUCAUGUCUCAUUGUGUGCCCCCAGGGCCCUGAUGUAGUUGAUGUGGUCAGUUUGUAUCCUAGGCAGUCCUUUAAGCAGUCUUUGGAUGGUCUUAGGCUUUGAUGGCCAUGGCAGUCUAAGGUCUCUGGCAUUCAGUGUGACUCUAUAAUUUUCAUAGUCAUGAAAAUAAAGAAAACUCUUUGAAUGAGAAUGUGUGUCCAAACUGUGUGUAUAUAAUACAUAUUAUUAUUAUUUUUAUUUUUUUUGUUCACUGUACCAUCACAAUAAGGUGGCAAGGGCAAUAUUUUAGAAUGCAUAAGAGGACUACUUAGUAUCUUUGUUUCUACAAAGAUUUAUUUCAUUUUCAGAGAUAAGGUGAACAGUGACUGAUGAAUAUUAAAAACAGUCUGUUUAUCUGUUAGUAUGGGAUUCUGUAGGUUCAUAGAUCUAACAUUUUCUCCGCCAUCUCAAAUCAUCUCUUGGCCAAGUUUAGGACUUGCUCUUGUAACAAUGGCCCCUCUCUCUUGCUUCAUUAUUGUCCUGCACAUUGCUUCUGGCCAACAGGAAGAUAGACUGGGCCCUCAGCCAGGGUUAGAAAGCUUCCUCCCACCAGUCCUCACACUAGCAUUGCAUACUAACAGCCUUUGUUUAGAGGGCUUUCGGUGUGAAUCAUGGACGUUGACAGUUUUGCUCACACCGUUCUCAUAAACGCAGCUCAGGACCACUGCUAAUUUUUCUGACCACCCAAGUGGACCGUACAGUGACGCUACAUAUGCAGAGGGUGACUUCUGUGUGUAUGUAUAUUCUCCUGAUAUAAACUUGAGCUCUAAUCAGAGGUGCCUCUAAGAACAUCCUUCCACACCAUUUGUUAACCAGUUGCAGUUAUUGAUUUACUAAAUAAGUAGCCAAAAAAAGGUUGAGACAAUAUGUUGACUUCACCUUUGUGGAAUCAGCUGAGUAGAAUGAGACCGUGUAUUUGCUUUUGUCUGCAGUGUUCUGUGUCAAGGGUAGAAUCAAUAUCAAAUCAGCCUGUUGUGCAACAAUGCAUCUAGGCUUGCACACAGUCCUGAAGGGAAUCUGAAUGAGCCUUACAAAAAAAGUGCUGUUUGACAAAGCAUUUUCAGACAAAAUAUUGUGGCAAAUUACUAACAUUUAAAGCAAUGCUGUUAAUGUGCACAAAGUUGUGCUGCAUUAUUUUCUUAAACACCUCCUUAUCUUCAUUAAUGAUGGUAAAAUGAGAUUUAGUUUAAUUGUAUUGUCAGUUAAUAUUUUUUUCUUAAUAAUACCUUAAAUUUGGUCAUUUUAAAAUUGUAAAUAGUAUCUUUUCAACUUUUUUUUUUUAGAUUUUUACCCUGUUAAUAACAUUCCAAUUUGUGUUUUUGAUUUUUUUUUCUUAUGUAGAAACUGAGGAUUUUAUACAUUUGUGUUUGUUCACAUCUUCUGAGUGUGUUUAACAAUCCAUGCUGGACAUGUAAACAAUAAUAAAAAAUAAAAAAAAAGAUGUUAAAGAA
This is a messenger RNA of Carassius gibelio (silver crucian carp), 7979 nucleotides long. Its product is annotated as matrix metalloproteinase-15-like. The record is from RefSeq and is a predicted model, not a curated record. Bases 968 to 2764 code for a protein of 598 amino acids. Lineage: Eukaryota; Metazoa; Chordata; Actinopteri; Cypriniformes; Cyprinidae. Gene Ontology annotation, biological process: collagen catabolic process; proteolysis; extracellular matrix organization. Gene Ontology annotation, molecular function: metalloendopeptidase activity; zinc ion binding. Gene Ontology annotation, cellular component: extracellular matrix. The transcript is spliced from 10 exons.